UUGCAAGCUCCGCCGAUUUUCAAGUGGUGUGAUUCAUGUGGAUACCAGGUUUCAGACCUACAGCAGGACGUGUUUAUUUUUGUCCAUUUUCGUCUGCUCUUCAGUCUCAUUAUUUCCUUCCAGUUUCAGCUCAGCCUCCGUGUGUUCCUUAAAGUGUUACUAGAAGCAGGAGGUUCCACUAUGUCUGAUGGAAGAGAGAAUCCAUCAACGUCAACUCCAGCAGCAGCAACUGCAGGAGCUAGUGAGGAUGCACCGACAGUCGCCAGCCACAUUCCUUUUGCUGAACUUGCUGGAUUCUUGGAGAAGGUACAGAAGAAGCACGGCGGCGAGGCCAAGAAACAGAUGUUCCGAGAGUUCCUUAACAAGUGGAGAGAGUUUCACAAACAUCUUCAUGAGGAUGAUCCAACGACGAAAGACAAUUUCUAUCCUGUGAUGAGACUGUUACUGCCGCAACUGGAAAGGGAAAGAAUCGCAUACGGUAUCAAGGAGCAUACCCUAGCCAAGUUGUACAUUGAAAUUCUUGGCUUGGGUAAAGAAAGCCAAGAUGCUAAGAAGUUAAUCAAUUACAGAGCACCAACUGCCAAACAGGAAGCUGGAGACUUUGCCAGUGUUGCAUAUUUUGUGCUCAGAAACAGAUGCCCAGAAAAGGGGAGUUUGACCAUUCAGGAUGUCAAUACGUGCCUUGAUGCCAUAGCUGGAAGCAACGCUGCAAAGAAGAAGGAUGUAGUUAAGAAGAACUUCAUGCACCUGUUAAGGAAUACCAGCGCACUGGAACAGAAGUGGCUGGUCAGAAUGAUCAUGAAGGAUAUGAAGUCUGGCCUGAGUCAAGUUGCAAUCUUCCAUAUCUUCCAUCCAGAUGCAGAAGACUUCUUCAAUGUCACAAACAACGUAUCUAAGUUGUGUGCUGACUUAAAUGAUCCUCGGGUCAGAAUGAAUGAGGUUGGGAUUAGCGUAUUUUCAGCCUUCAGCCCAAUGCUUGGAAUGAGAGCCAACACAAACCAGGUUGAGAAGUUAAUGGAGCACAAACCAUUCUUCAUCGAGACCAAACUUGAUGGAGAGAGGAUGCAGCUUCACAAGGAAGGAAACUCUUACAAGUACUUCUCAAGAAGGUCCCACGACUAUUCCCGUUCCUUUGGCGAGACUCCAGAUGAUGGCAGUCUGACACCAUACAUUGCAAACUGCUUCAAAAGGGAUGUUCGUAACUGCAUACUGGAUGGAGAGAUGAUGGCCUACAAUCCAGAAACAAAAACCUUCAUGACCAAGGGAGAGAAUUUUGAUAUUAAGACGAUGAGGGAUGACCAAGAUCUUCAGGUAUGUUACUGUGUCUUUGACAUUCUUCUCUUCAAUGAUAAGAAACUUGCCAACCUUCCGCUCCAUGAGAGGGUACAGUACAUUAGCAAGGUUUUCAAUCCAGUGGAUGGGAGACUUCACAUUGUAGAGAGAAGGGAAGCAAAUUCAAAACUAGACGUUGUGACAGCCUUGAAUGAUGCCAUUGAUAGUAGAGAGGAGGGAAUCAUGAUCAAGAAUCCCAACACAGCAUACCGGCCAGACAGGCGAAAAGGCAGUGGAUGGUUGAAAAUCAAACCAGAAUACGUGGACAAUUUGAUGGAUGAACUGGACUUGUUAAUAGUUGGAGGCUACUUUGGUAAAGGGAUCCGCUCGCAGAUGGUAUCUCAUUUUCUAUUGGCUGUUGCCGAACCAUCCAAAGUACCCGGUGAACAUCCAACCAACUUUAUAGCCUUCACAAAGGUUGGCUCAGGGUACUCGUUGAAAGAGUUGUACGAUUUCAAUCAACGGCUUCUUCCUCAUCUGAAAGUCUUCAAGAAAGAGCGCCCUCCAUCAUUCUUACAAUUUACAAAGGAAAAACCUGAAAUGUACGUGAAGCCAGAAAACUCUUUUAUCCUUCAAGUGAAAGCCACAGAAAUUAGCUCAUCGUCCAGUUAUCCAACGGGCUGCACGCUUCGUUUCCCGCGGGUUGAGAAGGUCCGAGAGGAUAAAGAAUGGCAUCAGUGCAUGACAAAAGAGGAACUGGACAACCUCAGACAGUCUUCGGAGGGGAAGUUAGCAACAAGGCAUGCUGGGAUGGGCGGUGAAGAUGAAGUCCCAAGUAAGAAGAAGAAGGCGUCGUCUAGGAUCGCCAAGCCAGUGGGAGUGGCUGCUCGCUUCAUGGCAGCUGAUGUGUCAGAGGUCACAAAGGUAUCUGAGAUGUUUGCAGAUCGUGAGUUCUGCAUCGUCAACAAUCCCACCAGCCAUUCUAAGGCCGAGUUGGAGAAGAAGAUUGUUGAGUAUGGAGGACAGGUGGCUCAGAACCCUGGCGGUGAAACAUUCUGUGUCUUGGCCAACAAGAUCAAUCUUAAAGUCAGAAACAUUAUCAGCUCUGACAUCUAUGAUGUUGUCAGUACGGACUGGCUGUUAAAGUGUUUGGAUGCACAGAAGUGCCUUCCAUGGUUACCAAGUCACAUGAUCCACGUCUCCCCGGAGACCAAAGUCCAGUUCUCUUUGCUGUAUGAUCGUCAUGGUGAUAGCUACACUGAGGAUGUAGACACUGACAAGCUUAAGGAAAUAUUUGAGAAAGUUGGAAAGGAGGGCAUGUACCCCUCGUUAGGAAAUGAAUCUAUAGCCGAGCUAGAGCAGCAGUAUUUCCCAGGGGAAUCCCCUCUAGGACUCUUCAGGCUGUGCAAGGUCUACAUGGAUUCGUGUCUGGUCAUUGGUGAUGAGUCAACUCAUAUCAAAGACUGCAGUCUGGACUUGGUCACCUUGGAGCUACGCUUCUACGGUGCAACCAUCUCACCUGAGAUGGACGAAGAUGUCACACACGUAGUGUUGGAUAGAAUAGACAAAACCCGUCUUCCUUCCUACAAGAUGCUGAUGAGAGAAAGGCAGCGCAAGUUCCACCUGGUAUCGCCGGAAUGGGUGUAUGCUUGUAUCGACUCCGGCAAAAUACUAUCAGAAAGACGUUUUGAGUUGGGACUACCAGCAGCAGUCGUCUAGACAGUGUUUUGAUCAUGGUAGGGAGACGUUUUGUUGUCCAUGUCAGUUUUUGUACAAAAAGUGUUUCCAUGUGGAUAGGAAGUAGUUUACAUGAAAUCAAAACAAACAGUGGUUCACUCACGAGGGAUGUUUUUGAUGUGUGAGGUCUUUUCACUGGAGUGGAGGGAUGGCAGGGUGUCAUGGUCCAGGGGUUUAUAGCAUCAAAUUCAAGUUAUGGUGGUAAAGUCAUCGUAGUGUGGGUUCGAAUCCCGGUGGUGACGCGUGUGUACUCGAGCAAGAUGCUUUUACUACAGUGGCUUCUCUUUACUUAGAGGUAUAAACGGGUACCUGCUUGACCGCCUGCGAGGGUUAAGGUUGACAUU
Messenger RNA from Asterias rubens (European starfish), 3353 nucleotides. RefSeq names its product DNA ligase 4-like. The record is from RefSeq and is a predicted model, not a curated record. The coding region runs from base 181 to 2991 and encodes 936 amino acids. Gene Ontology annotation, biological process: nucleotide-excision repair, DNA gap filling; double-strand break repair via nonhomologous end joining; DNA recombination. Gene Ontology annotation, molecular function: DNA binding; DNA ligase (ATP) activity; ATP binding. Gene Ontology annotation, cellular component: DNA-dependent protein kinase-DNA ligase 4 complex; DNA ligase IV complex. The transcript is spliced from 27 exons. Lineage: Eukaryota; Metazoa; Echinodermata; Asteroidea; Forcipulatida; Asteriidae.